GGUCAACAAGGAGAUGUUCGAGCACAUCAAGGAUCUUGUGGAAGCGGAUGAUUCGGGUCCAAGGGUGUGGAAACUACUACGCGAUGUGAUUCAGCCCAACACUCUCCCGAUGGUGAUCGUGCUCAAGAAGGAACUUGCUGCCAUCUCCAUGCGACCAGGGGACGAAGUGAAGCCGGUCCUUGACAAGAUCAAGGACACCUAUGCAAGGAUGGCAGCAGCGGACAGCAGUGUAUCUCAGCUGCAGCAGUGCACCAAGAUCAUCUUGGUCGGGCAUCCUUGGUUCAAGUGCUUCAGCAGGCCGGAGGGAUGGGCACCUCCAGGCAUGAAGCCGCCAAGUGGUGAACGCGCACAAGGUGGCGCUGUGCAAGGCUCAGGUGCACAAGGGUGAUGUGGGAUCUGUGGGAAAGGUUGUGAUGCACCCUCUCACACACUGGGUGAUUGAUUCAGGUUGCACCAGUCACAUGACCCCACGGGCAGAUUUGCUUGAUGAGAAGUUGGUGAAGGAUGGGAGCCUGAAGGGCUUGGAGGUGAAAGGGGGAGUGAAGGAGAUUGGGAGCUGCCCUACAUGCUUGGAGACCAAGUUCUCCAAGUUCCCUUUCAACAGCACUACAGGACCAGCCAAGACCCCACUUGCACUUGUGCA
Messenger RNA from Closterium sp. NIES-67, 643 nucleotides. The record is from the annotation of a GenBank genome assembly. NCBI's taxonomy places the organism in Eukaryota, Viridiplantae, Streptophyta, Zygnematophyceae, Desmidiales, Closteriaceae.